Messenger RNA from Anolis sagrei ordinatus, 5145 nucleotides. NCBI's taxonomy places the organism in Eukaryota, Metazoa, Chordata, Lepidosauria, Squamata, Anolidae. The record is from RefSeq and is a predicted model, not a curated record.
AUGGUUUGGAAGGAAGUGGGGCUGCAGCUGUCCUUCGUGGACUGGGAGGGGGCUCGCAACCACGCGGAGCACCGCACGGGGGAGGCGGGGGGCGCGCUGCUGGUGGUCCGGCGCGGACAGCCCUUCGCCCUCACCCUCCACUUCCGCUCCAGGGCCUACCUGCCCGGCAGGGACGCCAUGUACCUGGUGGCCGAGACAGGCCCUUCACCGGACCCGGAGAGUGGCACGCGGGCGGUCUUCCUGGUGGGCUUGGGCCAGCGAGACCCCCGCUGUGUGUGGCGUGGGGCCUUCCUGCGCAGCGUGGGCCCCCACUCCACAGAGGUGUCUGUCUCGGCCCCUGCGGAGGCCCCAGUGGGGCGCUACACACUCAAGAUCCGCCUCGAUGCCGAGGGAGGCUCCUCUUCUUACAGGCUGGGCGAGUUCGUCCUCCUCUUCAACGCCUGGUGCCCAGAGGAUGAGGUCUACCUGGGCAAUGAGGAGCAGCGGAGGGAGUUCGUCCUGGAGGAGGAGGGCAUCAUCUUCCAAGGAAACAAGAACUGGCUCGACCCUACACCUUGGCACUUUGGACAGUUCGAGGAGGGCAUCCUGGGCAUCUGCCUGAAAGUGUUGGACCGGAGCCUCAACUCCUUGAAGGACCCGGCCGAGGACGCCGCCUUCCGCCGCUCCGCCGUCUACGUCAGCCGCGUCCUCAGCGCCAUGAUCAACAGCGACGACGACGGCGGGGUGGUGCUGGGCAACUGGAGCGAGGACUACACGCAGGGCACGCGGCCCUCGGCCUGGACCGGGAGCGUGGCCAUCCUCCGCGAGUGGGCGCGCGCCGGGGGGAGGCCCGUCCGCUACGGACAGUGCUGGGUCUUCGCCGGAGUCCUCUGCACAGUGAUGCGCUGCCUGGGGGUGCCCACCCGCGUGGUGACCAACUUCGAGUCCGGCCACGAGAAGGACGGCAACCUGGUCAUCGACGUCUGCUACGACGAGAAGGGCCGCCUCAUGGAGAGCAGGGACACCGACUGCAUCUGGAACUUCCACGUGUGGAACGAGUGCUGGAUGGCGCGGAAGGACCUCCCUCCGGGCUACGGGGGCUGGCAGGUGGUGGACUCCACCCCGCAGGAGCGCAGCAAAGGUCUGUUCUGCUGCGGUCCGGCCUCGGUGCGUGCGGUGCGGGAGGGGGAGCUGUCCUUGCCCUUCGACACGCCCUUCGUCUUCUCCAUGGUCAACGCGGACCGCGUGGUGUGGAUGCUCCACGGCGCCCACCGCGAGCGCAUCCAGGUGGACACCGGCGCCGUCGGGCUCCGCAUCUGCACCAAGGCCCUCGGCUCCGACGCCGACCAGGACAUCACCGCCGCCUACAAGCCCAAGGAAGGCUCCAAGGAGGAGCGCGCUGUCUUCGAGAAGGCCGUCUGGCGGAAGCGGCACCUGGAAGACAAGAAAGAGAGAAAAGAGGAGGAGAAAAGGGAUGAAGUUGACCGUCCGGGCCGGCCUCCUCGUAGGGCACUCCACGAGCGGCGCGCAAGAAGCUUGUCCCGGGGUCCGGCGCCCCGCCCAGAGCCCCUGCCCACCCCCUCCGUCUCCAAGGCCGCAACGGCGCUGCACCUGCGCUUGGCCCAGAGCCCCCAGGUCGGGCAGGAUGUGGAGCUGAAGCUGCUGGUCAGCAACCGCGACCAAGCCUGGAAGGAGGUCACCAUCAACAUGGCCGCACAGCCGCUGCGGCACAACGGACACCCUGGACCUGCCUGCGCCCUCCAGCGCCGCCACCUCACCCUCGGCCCCGGAGAAGAGAAGGAGCUGGCGUGGCGGAUCCCCUUCGAGCACUACGGCCCCGUCCUGUCCGAAGGCCGGCAGCUGCGCAUCUCGGCGGUGGCCGAAGAAGGCUCCUCGUGGCACAAGGCCCUGGCCGAGAAGACCGUCACCGUCGCUACCUCCGCCCUCCGUGUCAAGGCGCUGUCCCCGGCUGUGCUGCACAAGUCCUUCCCGCUGCAAGUGGUCUUCUCCAACCCGCUGUCCGAGGUGGUGGGCCGCUGCCUGCUGACGGUGGAAGGGAGUGGGCUGCUCAAGGGGCAGAUGCAGAUCGAGCUGGGCUGCUUGGCGCCUCGGGCGGAGACCAGCGUGACCUUCCACCUGACGCCCUUCAAGGCCGGGCCACGGCAGGUGCACGUGAGCCUCACCGGGAGCCAGUUUGCCCCCAUCAAGGGCCGCAAGUGUGUCCAGGUGGCCUCUGCUCCGUCCACCGGGUGGAGGGUCCGCAGGGGACCGCUGCAGGUGAAGCGGUGUGACCUCCGGGUGGUGGAGAACCAUGAGGCCCACCGGACGGGCGCCUUGGGCACGGGGGGUCGCCUGGUGGUCCGCCGCGGGAAGCCCUUCACCCUCCGCCUCCGCCUCUCUGGCCCGGGGGGGUCCGAAGCACAGCGGAGGAGCCUCCUCGGGACCCCCGGCGCCGCCCUCCUGGUGGCCUGGACUGGAGCAGCAGGUGGGACCCCGGAGCACACCUUUGCAUGGGAGUUCGCCCUGGAGGCUCACAAUGACCUCGAGUGGACCGUCUCCAUGACUCCUCCAGCCGAUGCCCCCAUCGGGCUCUACGCACUGACCUUGCAGCUCCCCUCGGAGACCCUCGCCCCUCCCUCGCAGCACCCACUGGGCACCUUUGCCCUCCUCUUCAACCCCUGGAGUCCAGGCGACAGUGUCUUUCUGGGCAAUGAGGCUCAGCGGCAGGAGUAUGUCCUCAACGAGGAGGGGACCCUCUUCUGGGGGCUGGAGGAGGCCCCCCAGCGCAUCCCCUGGGACUUUGGGCAGUUUUCAGAAGGCUUCCUGGACAUGAGCCUGGCCCUGCUGGACAUCAGUUUGCUCGGGAUGCCAGCCCUAGAUGCCUGCGACCAGCUGAGGAGCCCCCUCCAGGUCUGCCGCCUGGUCAGCGCCAUGCUGAAUGGGGAGAAGCCCUAUCCAGUCCUGGAGGGAUGCUGGUCAGGGGAGUACGGAGACGGGACGCCCCCCUCCAAGUGGCCGGGCAGUGGACCCAUCCUGCGCCAGUGGCUCUCUGGACGGUGUCGGCCGGUUCGCUAUGGCCAGAGCUGGACGUUUGCGGCUGUCGUCUGCUCAGUGCUAAGGAGCCUGGGCAUCCCCACCCGCGUGGUCAGUGCCUUCGCCUGGGCCCAGGGCACAGAGGGCAGCCUGCGAGUGGACGAGUCCUUUGACGAAAGCGGGGCCCUGAUCUCCAGCAACUCGGACACCUGCGUCUGGCCCCGCCAUGCCUGGAACGAGUGCUGGAUGGCACGCGAGGAUCUGGGCCAGGAAUACAGCGGGUGGCAGGCCCUGGACGCCACACCAAAGAAGGGGCAGCAGAACGGGCUGUUGUGCUGGGGUGGCCCUGCUCCAGUGAGGGCUAUCAAGGAGGGCCGGCUGGACCUUCCCUCCGGCGUGGGCCCCUUCUUUGCGGCCAUCAACUCUACCUGUGCUGCCUGGGUCUGCAAGGCCAGUGGGGUGUCCGAGAGGGCCGCCUCCCAAGUGAAGUUCCUGGGCAACUGCAUCAGCACCAAGGCGGUGGGCAGCGAGCGCUGCGAGGACAUCACCCAGCACUACAAGUUCCCUGAAGGGUCCCUUCAGGAGAGGGCCGUCCUGCUGAAGGUCAACCAGGACACAGAGCCCCCUGCUCUCUUCCCACCACCAGAAGAGAUGGAGGAGCCUCCACUGGCCGCCUGGUUUGAGUGCGGGAGCUCCUUGGCGCUGGGGGAGGAUGCCCGGGUCUCCCUGCGUGUGGCCAACUGGACCGGGAUGGAGAGGCCGCUGCAGGUGGUGCUGGGCGCACAGCCCCUCCAGGGCAACGGGGAGCCCCUGGCCCAGUUCUGGAAGGAGGAGUUUGUGGUCACCCUACCAGAUGGCCAGGAGGAAGUGCUGAGCACCACCCUGCCUUUCGCACAAUACGGCCCAGCUCUGAGAAAGGGCAGCCUCCUGCUGAAGCUCACGGCCCUCCUGAGGGAGGCCCCCUCCGCCUCGGAUGCCAGCCAGAGCAGCCGGGCCCCUCUCUUGGCCUGGCAGGAGGUCCUCCUCCGCCCCCCAGAGGUCACCCUCCAGAUCCCCGAAAGCCUGGUGCAGUUCCAGCAGGCGGAGGCUACAAUCCACCUGCACAACCACCUGCCGGAGCCUCUCACCGGCUGCAGCAUCACUCUGUCUGGACGGGGGCUCAUCUACAAAGAGAGGCGCUACAGGACGGGCCCCAUCCCGUCCUCCCUGCGCCUCCGCUUGCCCUUCACGCCGACCCUCGCCGGGGACCAGAGGCUGACCGCCCGCCUGGACGUCCCGGGUCUCCAGCACCACCACAGCUGUGCCAGGGCUACCCGAGUCAUGGCCCCUUAGACCACCCCCCAUCAGUGUUGUGGCUGAGCUAGUUUCUGACGAUGAGGAUGAGUUUCAGCUUCCUGGCUCUUCGUCUGUGCCUCAAAUCUCUGAGCCUGCUUCCGAGGCUCUCACCGACAGUGCAGUGUCAACACAACUGUUUUCACCAGAAAGGAAUUUUAACGAAGGGAAUAGCAGCCAGGUGCCUUCCCACGAUGAUAUCGAAAGUAUAGAUAAGGAUUUGACCUGAGAAGCUCGCCUUGAUCUCCGGGUCAGGUGCAGUUCGCGUCUGGCAAGCAGAUGGGAGGCUAGCUCGGUGCGAGGUCAUCGCAAUGCUUUUAUGAUGCUGAGAGCCUAAUGUUUUGAUGUUAGAAAGGUAUUUAGGCCUCCUAGAAACGCUGUGAAACCGUCAAUUCAACGUAGCUUAUUAGCCUGAAAGCUUAAUGGAAUAACCUUAGCCUGGAAAGCAGCACGCUUGGGAUUUCUUGCAUUGUGAUUCUUGGGUCAAAUGUUUCAUUGCUUGUACCUGGGACUCUGGUUUGAACUUUGCCAAUAGGAUUAUGUCUCCUGCUUUUACCUGAAGAUCUUUGGAACUGUAUUCUGCAUUUAACCUUAAUCUCUGGGACUUUGCAAUGCUUAUUCUUUAUUUUGACUUGGAUUUUUCCCUCAAUAAACUGUAAAACUACAGCUCUUGUGUGGUGGUGUUUGGAAGCAAGGUGAAGCUUACUCUGAGUUGCAACAAUCAGGCCGCAUCCCUCCGCUCCUUUUGUAACAGCCUGAAGACCUGUUGGCUCCAAGAAGCUUUUGAGAAUGACUAGUUCU